Chelonoidis abingdonii (Abingdon island giant tortoise) is the source of this 2247-nucleotide messenger RNA. The record is from RefSeq and is a predicted model, not a curated record. Lineage: Eukaryota; Metazoa; Chordata; Testudines; Testudinidae.
AUGGAGAAUUACUGUGAGCCACUCCUGAAAGAAGGAAAUGAACCUCUGACCUCUGGUAAUAGAGAGGGCACUCACUUCAACAUUGAAGACUUAGAGUCAAUAGGAUACCAUUUCUGUGAUGCCCUCUUGGAUUACUGUGAUCCAGACAAGAGUAAGUAUUAUCUGUGUCUGAAAGAGUUAGAGGAAAUGGUGAAACAGCAAGCUAAGACCAACUCAGAGAAUCUUAAUUGCGACUCAGAUGCUUCUGUCACAGAUGCCAUUUUAGACAAAGAUUCCAGUACCCACGUUUCUGACAGCUCAGAUUCCAACGAUACAGCUGCACACUGGCUAAAACCAGAUACUCAGGUAAAUUCCAAGAAGAAGUGCAUGAAAACAAAGAAAGAGAGGAAUUCCUAUCUAGAAUCACUGGAAAAGAACCAUACAAAACAUACACAAGAGCAAGUGAGAAAAGCCAAAACAUCAGAAGAGAAUUUUCACAGCAUCACUAAGAACAAAGGAACUGGAAGCAAAAAUGUUUCAGUCUAUCUUCCCUUUAGUUCCAGAAGCAAUGAUGUCACCAAAGUCCAGACUAGCAGCAUGGCAUUACAUAAAAUACUUAAGGAAAUUGAUCCCAUGGUGAAAGAAGCUGUACCAGCUGUGCAAGCAAAUUACACAGAACAGUAUCUCAGUCCUUAUUUUCCUGAACAGGGAUUGGGUUCAACAGCAGGGAAUGGGGCAAUCUCUGAGUGUCAGCUUCCCAAGGUGAUGAAUAGGCUGAAAGUGAAAGAAAAAAAGGCACAGCGAAGAGUAAAGCUGCCUGUUACAACCUCCAUCAAGCAAGUGGGAAAAUGCUUCAGCUCUGAGAGACUGACUCAGGGUACCGAAGAGAAUGUUCUUGAAAAGAAUUGUUUGCCACUGGGGUUAGGAGGAAGCAUGUCCCAAGAUGCAACCUUAUCUAAAAGAGCAAACCUCUAUUCACCGUUCUUCAAGAUGAUAUCCCAAAGUGUAGAGAAGCACCAAAGCAGAAGGGUCACCAGCUGCACAGAAAAGACAGUUACUUAUCUGGAUCACAAUGCAAAGAGCAGUUCAAGCAGGGAAGAAAGAAAAGUGAAGAACAGGUCACCACUGAAAAGUUCAAGGUCCUGCCGAAACAGGACAACAAACCAAGGAGCGAAUGUUAGGAUGAUCAAGUCAUGCCAGACACAAGAAUCACUGCAGCUUUCUCUCCCUAUCGUGCCUGGUGCAAAGGGCAGGGAAUCCAAUGAAAAGUGUCAUGAGAGUGAACCACAGCCAAAAUCCUUUGGCCGGCACCGAGCAGACCUGGCAACUUCUUCAAAUAUGAAAGGGAACGUGGCCAGGCCUACAUUAUCAAGCAAAAUGAUUUUACUGUCCCAACAUGACAACAGAGAAACAUUCCAUCCAGCAUCUUUGCUAUGUGCCAUGAAGAAGACAUCAACAAAAGGAUUAUUGUGCAAUAGUGAGACCAAGGCAGUGGCUAAGAGAAAAACUCUGGAGCCUGGGUCACAGACUCUACUUACAAGACCUUCCAGUUGCAACUGGGUGAAUUUCCUGUCAGGCUUAGAAAUUGAUGCAAAUGUUGUGAAAAACAGUACCUUACAAGCUAAAAUAUACAGCCACCCAGGCUCCGUUCAGACAGGACAUCAACUCUGGGAAAUGAGUGGCUUCACAUCAGAUACCCUGAGGGAUUAGGACUCCAGUCCUGGGGAAACCCUUUGGAAGGAGUGCUCUGAAAAUGCAGCAGAUGUGUAUACAGUGCAAAGAAGUUUAGCCUCACACUGUCCUGAAAGACAGAUUCUAGAUUUCCGGAACCUCUGAGUGACAGCUAAAGAAGGCACAGCAUUUAAGUUUCUUUUAGAAUGUUUUCAUUUUUUAAUUGUCAGUGAAUUUCAGACAUAAGACAAACACCUGAGUCAUCUUACUUCUUCAGAAUUAAAGUGAUGUCUGACCAGAAUGGAAAACUAAAAAGGGGAAGGAUUUGUGUUAAUCAAUUCAGACCCUACCAGCCACUUUAAGCAACAGUGCUAAUGGACUCCUAGGGGAAUUCCAUCCCGUUCUGUACAGCUGAAGGUUGCUAGUCACAGAUUAGGACCUUUGGGGGAAUAUAGGGAAUGCAGAUCAGGGACUGCCUAUGCUAGAGAGUCUGGGGAAGUAAAGGAGGAUGUUGUUCCACUGUGAGGCAAAAGCAAAAAGGAGAAGUUUAUUCUAAAAUUAAAAAGCUAAAAGUAAAUAAAGUGCCUUAAAAAAUUC